CGCCAGUCUGCUUACCACCACCUUUUCACCCGACGAAGAAGGAGAAGUUCGAGCCGAGAUGUCGUUGUUAGAUGAAAUAAAGCGGUUUAUUGGUUUUAUAUCGAUUUGAACAGCUGAAUUCUUUUGUAAACCGUCUCUAAGGUUCCUCAGCACUAUUUUCCGCCGAGGCCCGAAAGCGGAGUGGAAGCUCUUCUCUCUGUUUCCCGGCGGAGAGAGCGAAGCCGCUGUAGAGGGAUUUCACUGCGCUUAGCUGAGCGGCUAAGCGGAGCUCAGCGCUCCUAAAAGUUCCUAAAACAAACAAACCGACUGACUAACAAACCCCUAAGAAGCUAUGACCGCGUCUGGAGGGGUCACCUGUCUGCCCACCAAAGGGCUGGACAUCAGUCUGGCCGCUCUGCAGAGGCAGGACCCUUAUAUCAACAACAUUGUGGACGUAGCGAGCCAAGUAGCCCUUUACACCUUCAACAACGAAACCAACGAGUGGGAAAAGACGGACGUUGAGGGCACUUUGUUUGUGUAUACGAGGCUCGCUUCUCCCAAACACGGCUUCACCAUCAUGAACCGUCUCAGUAUGGACAACCUGACAGAACCCAUCACCAAGGACCUAGACUUCCAGCUCCAGGACCCCUUUCUGCUCUACCGGAACGCCCGCUUGUCCAUCUACGGGAUCUGGUUCUACGAUAAGGCAGACUGCCAGCGCAUCGCAGAACUGACAAAAAAUCUGACCAGGCAGGAGCAGCAGCUGCACACUCAGACUCAGACUAGCGGCUGGGUGUCUCCACAAAGGCUGGAGUCCAAAGAGGGGAAAGGAGUGGACAUUCUGCAGAUGCUCACCAAGGCACGCGACGAGUACGACAAGGGUAAGCUUAGCUCUGAGCCUAAGGAAAUUGGCAGUGGAGGGUCGAUCUACGACAACCCCAACCUGAUCAAACCCAUUCCACUCAAACCAAAAGAGAGACAGCAGACAGCGGUACAGGACUUCGGGAGGCAGAGUCAGAGCCACAACCAGCAGGAUGGAGAGACGGAGUCCAAGCAUCUCUCAAUCGCAGCUCUGUUCGGAGGUCAGGCCAGAGCCAACUCUGUCUCCCCACAGCCCAGCUCUGGUGCAUGCAAAGCGGUUUCAGGGCGGCCAGCUGUGGUCCGCUCCCUGUCCUACAAUGACCCGUCUCCAACAGCAGGGGGCGCUGUGGUAUCCAGCAGCCCUAACCAGCAUUGCCCGGCCAUCCAGAAGCUGAUGAGCGGCCCUCGAGGGCCGGUGGUACCGCUGCAGCCCGUCUCGGAGUCUCCCGAAAACAGACUGUGCGAAAACGGGCCCGCACAGAGCCGACCUGAUCCCAUACAGAGACUCCUCCAGAACCCCCCUCAAUCCUCCCACACAGUCGCCUACACCUCCAUUCCUCCUCCUCCUCUCAUCCCUCAGCUGGUGGGAUUAGAGGCAGCGGCGUUCAGCGAGAGCCCGCCGAAAGCUCCGGCCUCAGCCCAGGGCCAGCUCCUCUUCUACAGCCCUUCAAAAGUGAUGGUGCCCACUGUUGCUCCACCAGCCACUGGCUCUAGCACCAGCGUGGGGCUGGGCGUGGUCUCCCCCCAUGAGCUUCUCCAGAAGCUGCAGCUGGUGCAGCAGGAGCAGAGUGGAGGGCAGGAGCACUCCCGGCCAAGCCUGGCACCCAGCUUCCACAAGGCCCCUCUACAGCACAGCCUGCCCACCAGCCAGAACACCACAGAACCUGCAAAGGUAAACUCGCCGCAGCGAAUCCCAGCCACAGUAGCGCCCACACUGCUGCUGUCGCCCAGCGUGUUCUCUCAGGCUAAGGGGCCCCGGACGGAGCCGGAGGAGCCACGAGUUCUCAGCCGCUCUCAGCUGCAGGCCAUACUGCUGCAUCUCAUCAGGAACGACGCAUCUUUCCUCGACACGAUCUAUCAAGCGUACGUCUCCUCCCUGGCCAAGGACUCGAGCUCUCCACCCUUCUGAAAGAGGAGCACUUCCUCCACGCGACGGCUCUUAGCCAACAAACUACACUUGCUUGUGUGAGCGCUGGAACCAGAGGUUUCCAUUCAGCUCCAGAACACAAAAUUCACAUGUAGCAUCGAUUUUCACUAUGCAGUCACGCCAUCAUGUCCCACACAGAGGGUUCAUGCAGCACCUCAGGGGUAAUUUUCGAAAACGGCAUGUUUACUUUAGAGACAUGACGUCGUUUGUAGCCAUAAAAGAAAUGCGGUGUUCUUCAUUUUUAAGUCGGUGAAAUGCCAAACAUGAUAAGUUCACCGGAUAAUUGUGAUGGAUUAUUCCCCAAAAGAGAUUUUAGAACAGAUUUUACUAUUUUGGGUUUUAUUGUGAUGUCUAAAUCUGCAGCUGGGGUUGUUUCUAAAUGUAUCCAACACAGUUCUUUGAAUUUUUGAUCGAUUUAUUUUAACUCCAAAACUAUUUUAACCUUUUCAUUCAUUUCAUGAGGACAUUUUUGGUCACUUACAAACAGAUGAAGAAAGCUGGCAUAGCAUUUAAUGAGUCACAGAUCCACGUGUUGCUGUCCUGCUGCUUACACAAGCAAAGCUAGUUUGAUAGAUUUGGUAAAAUGAUCUCAUAGACAUAUUUAAAGCAUAUUUUUUUUUCUAUUUUUCUAUGGAGAGUGCUCCCUGUUUUCAUAUUCCAAUUGGCUUCACUUUGAUACAUCGUUUUACAUUAAUUGGUGUUGUUUAGAACAUAUUUUACUACCAGCAUGGUUUAUGUUUUAAACAAAUGUAUCCACAAAUUAUUAAAAUAUCAUCCAAACACCCUA
This is a messenger RNA of Colossoma macropomum (tambaqui), 2774 nucleotides long. It is a transcript of the gene dcp1b, whose product is annotated as decapping mRNA 1B. Gene Ontology annotation, cellular component: P-body. The record is from RefSeq and is a predicted model, not a curated record. Bases 332 to 1969 code for a protein of 545 amino acids. Gene Ontology annotation, biological process: positive regulation of catalytic activity; deadenylation-independent decapping of nuclear-transcribed mRNA; deadenylation-dependent decapping of nuclear-transcribed mRNA. Gene Ontology annotation, molecular function: enzyme activator activity; mRNA binding. The transcript is spliced from 9 exons. Lineage: Eukaryota; Metazoa; Chordata; Actinopteri; Characiformes; Serrasalmidae.